Manis javanica (Malayan pangolin) is the source of this 1872-nucleotide messenger RNA. NCBI's taxonomy places the organism in Eukaryota, Metazoa, Chordata, Mammalia, Pholidota, Manidae. The record is from RefSeq and is a predicted model, not a curated record.
CAGGCAGGAUGGACCUCUGACUCAGUGCUGUCAGAGCUGGUGCAGCACCCCCACAGCAGGGCUCUCGUCUGCAGAUACAUGGACUCUAAGACCAGGAGUUUGUCAUCUGCAGUGUGAACGUCCUUCGAGCUCUCAGGCGUGAGCUGAUGAGAAAAACCAAAGAUGACACUUGGAAAGCAGACAACCUGAGGAGACACCUUUGGGCCUGCCUUGCUGGGCUGGCACACAGCUGGGGGUCUGUCCCUGGGUAUGACUGUGAGGGCCUGUCUCCUGCUCAGAACACACCAUCAGGUGGUCCCACAGAGGAGAAGCACAGGGAAUGGAAGCUGUCCAAGGAGUCAGGAGCGGACUCCCCCGGGUGCAGAGAGCACAAGCCCCAGGAGAGGAUGGCUGGACAGGAAGGCCAUGGUGCCAGGGAGCAGGCUCGUGGCGAGCGGCACAGGGACAAGCAACGGGAGAGGAGAAAGGACACCUGCGAGUGGAGCAGAGAGAAGCUGGGAGAGAAGUCCCGGGAGCAGGAUGCAGAAAAGCCCCAGAGCCGAGGAAAAGACAGGGACAGAGGCAAGGAGCCCCGGGCCCAGAGAGCGGAGCUCCGGCAGAUGGCUUCUCCCCACAGCCUGCGGGGCCCGCAGCUCCUGGAGAGAGUGGAGCACAGGGUGCGGUCAGCCACAGUACAGUGACAGUAAAGACAACCCUCUCAAGUACUGGCUUUAUAAGGAAGAAGGUGAGAGAAGCCAUAGGAAGCAGAAAGAGCCAGAUCGAGAAAGGAAGCAUCAAGAAAAAGGCAACACAAGGGAAAGAAGAGAAAAGCAUCCAAAAGAAAAAAGCAGUUCAUUCCCUGACAAGGAAGAAGCAGAGCAGAGCAGAGAGAAACGCCGUAAGGAAGGCUUCCACUUGGGUGAUGAGAGGCACCAGGGCCACACGGACAGACACAGGCCCUUGGGAAAGGAGCACAGGACAGGGGAGCCCAAGGAAAUUGAAAAGGACAACAUUAAUUUAGAAAAUGCUGUAGCUGGAUAUACAGCUAGUUUUGAAGAUGAUUUUGAAGACUAUGAAGAUGACUUUGAGGUUUGUGAUGGAGAGGAUGACGAUAGUGCUAAUGAGCCAGAACCAAAAGAAAAAAUAGAAGAACUUCCUCCAGCCAGAAAAAAGGAGAUACAAGAAAUUCAAAAAGCCAUUAAUGCAGAAAAUGAGAGGAUUGGAGAGUUGUCAUUGAAGCUGUUUCAGAAGCAAGGUCUGAUGGCAGUUACAAGGAAAUCUGAUGCAAGCAGUUCCCCUUCCAGAGCCCCUGUUUGUGGAAUUUUUGUGGAUUUUGCAACAGCCUCACACCGUCAAAAGAGUCGGACUCAGGCCCUGAAGCAAAAGACGCGCAGUCUGAAACUGCUUCGGCUCAUUGACUUAGACUUUUCUGUCACUUUCUCUCUCUUGGACUUGCUGCCAGUAAACGAAUAUGACAUGUGCAUCAGAAACUUUGGGAAAAAGAAUACCGAGCAGGCGUAUGUUCAGUGUAAUGAAGAUAACGUUGAGAGAGACAUUCAGACCGAAGAGGUCGAAGCCCAGGAGGUGUGGACCCAGCACCCGGGAGAAGGCGCUGCUGUGUCUGGGGGGGCUGAGGAUGGCGCCGUCUCUGACACUGUGGCUGCACCCAAGAUUGACACACCAAGGCUGUCCAGCUUCCUCCGGGCCGCCUGCCAGGUGAUUGCAGUUCUGCUGGGAGAAGACCAUGUGGUGGCCGAGCCCCGCUGGAGCCCCGGAGCACAGGGCAGUGUGCUGCCUUUCAGCGACAGCGCUGUGCCGCUGGACACCAGCUUGCCGUUCCUCCAGAGUAAGGAGCUGGCCCAGUGUGUCUUGAAUCCACCACUAGACAUUCAC